AUGCCCCCGGGAGAAGGGGGAUGCGGGGGCGUGGGGGGCUGCGGGCAGGAAGUCCCCGGGAACUACAAAUUGAGGCAUGCUGGGAGCAUUCCCACGCCCCUCCCAGGAAAUGUCCUUUGUCCAGCCGAACAGGAAGCCCCAGUGAGGAGCCAGCCCGCGGCGGCCGCUGCAGCCGCAGCACAAGGGCAGGAUCGCCGCCGGGGCUGCCGGCACGGACGGGCUGCUGAGCCUGAGCCUCCUCCUCCCCGCCUCCUUCUUCCGCCGCUUUCCGCGCAGCUUCUGAAAAAGAUUCUCAUCUCCCAGAAAGUAGACUUGCUGCAAGCAUUAGCAAAUCCAAGGAAUCACUCUUUGUUUCUAAAAGUGGCGGACACAGGAAUCUCUGGUCAAUUCCUGGCCUGGUUUUCCCGGAUGGAACAAGAGGAAGAACUGGGUGUGUCUGGACUUCAAGACUCAGGGGACAGGGGGAUGGGCUCAGAUAUCGAGGACUCGGAGGAGAGGGGGAUGGGUUCAGACCUGCAGUUCAUGGAUGAGAGAGAGGACGACUCCGAGGAGAGGGAGGUGGGCUCGGACCUGCUGGACAAGAAAUACAGAGAGGAGAACUCAGAGGAGAGGGAGAUGGUGACAGACAUCUACACAGAUGACAGGCUCCUCAGUGAGGAAGAAGAGGCAGCUCUCCGGGAAGAAAAUGAAGAUGACGUGGAAGACCCGGAGGUGGUGGAGAUGGGGAUGUUCUCGGGCUUGUCCGAGUCGGAGAGCAUCCCCCAGAGUCCUCAGGAGGAGGAGGAAGAGGAGGAGACCACGAGCCUGCCCUGGAGGAGACGCCUGUCCCUGGGGAAGUGCCCGCGGGGGAGCAAGUCGGGCCAGCGGCGCUUCCAUCAUCUCCCUCAUCCCAUGGCCGUGGACUUCGGGGAACUCAACAGUUUGAUGGCCAGCAUCAUGGAAGCCCCCACCAUCUGCUCGGACUGUGGUGAAAGCUUCAGCCCCGGGACAGCCUUCCUUCAGCACCAGCGUAUGCACCGCCUGGCUCAGGCUGCUGCCGGGGUCCCGCCUUACGGCUUUACCACAGAAUGCGGGGGCGUGGUGGGCAUGGUGGGGCUAGGCGGGGCGGGGCCCUUGGCUUCCGUGUUGCCCAGGACCCCAGGGGAGAAGCCCUACCGGUGCGGGGAGUGUGGGAAGGGGUUCAGCCGCAACACGUAUCUGACCAACCACCUCCGCCUGCACACGGGCGAGCGCCCCAACCUGUGCUCCGACUGCGGCAAGAGCUUCAGCUGGCGCGCAGACCUACUCAAACACCGCCGCCUACACACCGGGGAGAAGCCCUACUCGUGCCCCGAGUGCGGGGAGGCCUUCAGCCUCAGCUCGCACCUGCUGAGCCACCGGCGGGCGCAUGCCGCCGCCAGCGGGGCCGGGGCUGCGGCGCUGAGGCCCUUCGCCUGCGGGGAGUGCGGGAAGGGCUUCAUGCGGCGCUCGCACCUGGCCAACCACCAGCGCAUCCAUACGGGCGAGAAGCCGCACGCCUGCGGGGACUGCGGCAAGCGCUUCAGCUGGCGCUCGGACCUGGUGAAGCACCAGCGCGUGCACACGGGCGAGAAGCCCUACAUGUGCUCCGAGUGCGGCGAGACCUUCAGCGUCAGCUCCCACCUCUUCACGCACAAGCGCACGCAUUCGGGCGAGCGCCCCUACGUGUGCGGCGAGUGCGGCAAGGGCUUCGGCCGGAACUCGCACCUGGUCAACCACCUCCGCGUGCACACGGGGGAGAAGCCCUUUGGCUGCGCGGACUGCGAGAAGCGCUUCAGCGACUUCUCCACCCUGACGCAGCACCAGCGCACACACACUGGCGAGAAGCCAUACGCAUGCGUCGAGUGCGGCAAGAGCUUCAUUCAAAGCUCCCACCUCAUCCGCCACCGCCGCAUCCACACCGGGGACAAGCCUCACAAGUGCGGGGGCUGCGGCAAGGGCUUCCGCUACAAAACCCACCUGGCCCAGCACCAGAAGCUGCACCUGUGCUAGAGCUGUCCUGGGGGGCUCAGGUGGGGCGGGGACUUCGGGGCGUUCUGAGGAAAAGCGGAGGCUCUCCUGCGGACUUGGGGGAGAAGUACUGGGAGACUUUUCCAAGUAGUGUUAUACGAUUUCAGCGUGGAGGUUUGUCAUCGCCGAUUUUCCUUCCUCUCAGACAGGAAUCGAGCCCUUUAUUAAAUAGGACCUUUACACUUGGCCAUAUAAGGGUCACCGAGAGGCAGGAGAGAGCCAUGGGGAGGAAAGAGAUCAACAUUAUAGGGAGGCUGGCUUAGGGUCUUAACUGAUGCUCUAAUUAGUGGUCCAUCCCCUGCCCUCCCUGCAGCCACAAAUCCUCCCCUUAAAUGUUCGUUUCCUUUUGAGCCAAGGAAAGUGAAGUGACCCCUCAGGACUGAGAGAGAAUGUAUUUUCUCUGCCCAUCCCGUUUUCUCUGGGACCUUUUUAGCUGCUAUUUUAAGGCUACCAGAGAAACUGGGGUGAAAAUCAUCCUAUUUCAGGGGAGAACUGCCCAGUGAAGGAACCGCUUCAUUACUUGCCAUCUGCUUCCACAGACCCUGGGCGGCCAGUUUUCUGGGAUGCUCACCCUGUCCUUUUCAGAAGUCCUCCCCUCUCUCCCAUGUACCAAAAAUCCCAUCUUCUGACUUGAAAUUUGAGUACUAGGUCCAAGAUUCGUGGUAGACCGCACAUUUUUGACUUGGAAUGGAAAGGAACUGGCUCUGGUCUGGAACUUUGGGGUGACUUCCCCUCGGUUCAGUGUUAUACUUGCAUUCCCCUAGAAAUCUCAGUUAAUCUUUGCAUUGGAAAUCCCAAUGGCAUUUUCCAUUAACUUUGCGGGCCUCUUCUGAGGAUUCCAGGAGAGCAGAUAGAUAAACUGAGUCAUUGUCCUUUGGUUCCUGUGGCAUUUUGCUUCUCAUUUCCUGCCUUCCUCACUUAGGUGGUGAAGGAGAAACCCUGGGCUUCCGCCUCUCCAUAAUCCUUCUUUCUUCUAUGGAGGGCACAGAAGAAAUAUGGAAAAUGAUUGAUAAAAGACUUUGUUUAUGGUACUCACAGUGGACAGUGGUUGAGGAAAGUAUAAAUGCAGACACCUAGCACCACCAAUUCUGUAUUGGUAGGUGCUAAUAAGAAUGCCAAAUAGCACUUUCCUACUUAGAAAGGUGCAUUAUCAUUUUUAUUAUUAUAGCCAUUCAUCACAUUGCUUGUGAGAUCCAUCAGGACCCCCACUAAAGCAUCAGAAACUGGCCCCAGGAGAGGCUUGGGAGUGUCAAAUAGAUUUAAUCUGGCCUCUGUGCUUUCUUUACAUUUUGGUUGCUAGGACAAUUAAUCACUGCCUAUUUUAAGGGUUUUUUUUCUAAAUUCCUACUUGUUUGGAAAAUUCUAGGGCUAUUCUAGGAAGGACCAAGGAUGGUAUUCCUUAUUGACAAGACUGGCCUGUUAGAUGAUUGUGGAUCAGGGGUGCUGAGCUAGAUUCCACCCUUCUUCCUCUCUCCCUCAGAGGAGCCUUUAGAAUCAGAACAAGUGAGAAACAGAGUAGGGUGCUGUAGUGAGAUUUCUUCAUUAGUGAUGGCCACCCUAUGUCUACCACAGAUUCUUUAUGUUUGGGAAUUCCAACCUGGAAGAAGGAAGCUCUAAGACUUAUCGCAGUCAACAGUCUCAGAGAUGAUUGUCUAGGAUUUCCUUGGAAUUAAUGUGGGUGGUUCUAUCCUGGAAGAAUUUGGAGGGAACCAUAGGGGGAAAAGGCAUAUCUAUAAUGCCACCAAAAAAAAAAUACCAUCCACUUAAAAAGCAUUUGAUUAUUAAUCGAAUUCUGGUGUGUUGCACAUGCCCUGAUGACUUUGUACCACUUAGGUCUCAUAGACGUAAAUGAAUGUUUGAAUUAUGCAUGUAGUUUUGGAAGGCAUUUUUAAAAAAUAAAACAUGCUAGGGGUAAUAAAAGCAAAACAGGUAUCCAGUAAUUAUCUUGACCUGGUCUAAAGCUCAACAUUUAGCUUUAAGGGGGGGGAGGGAUUUUAUUUUAUGGAAUUUCAUUUAUAGAUUCCUCCCAGCCACAUUGUCCAUUCCUAUUUAAUAACAGCACCUCUUAAUCAUAGGCCAUUUCUUCAGGUUGGAAAUUAAACCAGUCUUUUGCUCCUCUGCAUUAUAGCAUUUUAUAGCAUUAAUAUCUGUUUUAAAAGAGGCGAUAAAGAGAUCCACUUUGGUCAUCCCCUUCCCCAGUAAUUUUUUUAUGGGAGUUUUGGGAGAAGGAAUAAAGAAAUUGGAACUACAUCAUUGAAAUAAGUUGGGGGGAGGGAGGUUUUUUGGAGGGAUCUCAUUUACCUAUACUUCUAAUCUUAUUCCUACAGAAAGAGUCAGCUGCACUUGAAUACUGUUUUACCCUUAUUUAAACAAAUCAUCUUGACCAAAAGGGGUGCACAGGAGAUGAGGCAGGGCACAAAGGUGUGAUAACUUAAAAUUUGUUCAGAUAGGCUUCUCUCCUGAUUAACUCUGUUUUAUGAUUAAUGGAAUCUUUUAGGAACAUAUCUACACUAGCAUAUGCCUAUAUUUGGGCCUCCCAAAGUUUUUGCUUUUAUGUCUUUAGUUUUCUUCUAGAAUGUUCUUGAGCACACCCUCUCUGUGGGCACCCUGAAAGUGUUUAGAAGCGUUACAAAAUAAUUACUAUUCAUGCAUCCAUUUAUCACCACAGAGAGUCAAAUUUUGUAUCAUUUGGAUUCCUUAGGAGUUUAGUCAAGUAGUUUUAACUGAGAUUAAGUGGGUUUUCAAAGCUUGUGCAUGGAUUUGGAAACAAGAUGAGAAUUUCUGCCAGUACUCUAGGCCCGGAGCUGUUGCAUAGCUCCCCCGUGGUAUCUCUCCAGCUUCAUAAGAGGCUAUGCAUGUGUCAUAAUUUCUUUUUUAGACAAUCUGAACUGUUGUUUUUGAACUUGUGCACAUUUGAAUGCAGUGUAAUUUGUGAAAAACGUUAAUUUAAAGAUCUUUAGGAUAACAAGUUUUGUGUUGGGUGGGGUGGGGGUGGGCAUGGAAUUUCUUUGCUAUUUUCAAGUUGUUUUUAUUUAACAAUGGUUUUCUGGACAAUGUUCUGGUAUCUGGCUACCAGUAUAAUAUGUUGUUCAUUAAAUUCAUAAGAUGUCAAUCCCAA
Molecule: messenger RNA, 5146 nt
Organism: Monodelphis domestica (gray short-tailed opossum)
Lineage: Eukaryota; Metazoa; Chordata; Mammalia; Didelphimorphia; Didelphidae
Gene: ZNF697
Product: zinc finger protein 697
Biological process (GO): regulation of transcription by RNA polymerase II
Cellular component (GO): nucleus
Molecular function (GO): RNA polymerase II cis-regulatory region sequence-specific DNA binding; DNA-binding transcription factor activity, RNA polymerase II-specific
Source: RefSeq, a predicted model, not a curated record